GAGUGGGAGAGGGACAGAGUGGUAGGAGAACCGAAUAAGGAGAGACAGAGAGCGAAAUAGGUGCGAAAAAUUUGUAGUUUGCUGGAAAUUCCUUGAUUUCGAUUUGCGAAGUGGUAAAUAUUAGCCACCCAACAAAAGCCCCGAUAGAUGUACGUGCACCGCGAGCAGCAUACACCUAACACCAGCUUCUGAAGCACUCCAGUCCAGAGAUAUCGCCCACAGCCACACUGCAGCAUAUCCGCGGACGACAUGUUGACGCACAAAACUUGUCAAGCACGUAAGAAAAUGCAGGUUUCCUUUGUGAUACGGGACGCCGAGGAGAAACAACACAGGAAUGGCGUCAAUGCGUUGCAGCUGGAUGCCAAUAACGGCAAAUUGUACUCUGCAGGACGCGACGCCAUCAUCCGGGUGUGGAACACACGUACGGACUCCAGCGAGAAGUAUAUACAGUCGAUGGAGCACCACAACGACUGGGUCAACGAUAUAGUGCUCUGUUGUAAUGGGAGAAACCUUAUUAGCGCCAGUUGUGAUACCACCGUCAAGGUGUGGAACGCACAGAAGGGUUUCUGCAUGUCAACUCUGCGUACUCAUCGCGACUAUGUCCAGGCACUGGCCUACGCCAAGGAUCGCGAGCAGGUGGCCAGCGCCGGCCUCGACAAGGCCAUCUUCCUGUGGGACGUGAACACACUCACCGCUUUGACGGCCAGCAACAACACAGUGACCACCUCUAGUCUGACCGGGUCCAAGGAUUCCAUAUACAGUCUGGCCAUGAAUCCCUCGGGUACCGUAAUCGUGAGUGGUUCCACGGAAAAUAUCUUGCGUAUCUGGGAUCCCCGUACCUGCAUGCGCAGCAUGAAGCUGCGUGGCCACACGGAGAACGUCCGCUGCCUGGUGGUCUCGCCCGAUGGCAAUCAGGUGGUGUCCGGAAGCUCCGACGGCACCAUCAAGGUGUGGAACCUGGGCCAGCAACGAUGUGUUCAAACCAUCCACGUUCACAAAGAGGGCGUGUGGUCACUGCUGAUGAGCGAAAACUUCCAGUACAUAAUAUCCGGCAGCCGGGAUCGCAACAUAAUAGUGACUGAGCUGCGAAAUCCUAGCAACAAAACACUGGUCUGCGAGGAACAAGCGCCCGUACUCAGUCUUGGCUAUAAUAUUGACAAGACUGGGGUGUGGGCCACCACAUGGAACUCAGACAUUCGUUGCUGGAAACUGCCCAUGUACGACAGAUGCACGAUGAACUCCUCGGGCGGCAUGGACGCACAGUGGACACAGGGCGGCACCGAGGUGGCCUGCAUAAAAGGAGGAGCUGCCAUAAAAGAGUGCACGGUACUGAACGAUAAGCGUUAUAUAAUAACCAAGGAUUCCCAGGAUCAAGUUGUCGUCUACGAUGUACUGAGAGUGGUCAAAAAAGAGCAAUUAGGAGCCGUCGACUAUGAGGCGGAGGUCAAAAAGCGCAACAAGCAGGUUUACAUUCCAAACUGGUUCACUGUUGAUUUGAAAACCGGGAUGCCAACAAUUGUCUUGGGCCAAGAAGAAGUUGACUGCUUCUCGGCUUGGGUGUCUAUUGAAGCCGGACUUCCGGAAUGCGUCGAUCCUACAACAGAAAUUAAGAUCAACUAUGGCAAACUGCUGUUGGAGGCCCUGCUCGAAUACUGGACACCACCGCAUAGCAUACCACCAAACGAAAUGGAACCCGACAUGCACGGCAAUGGAUACUUCCAAGUGCCGAAACACACGCCCGUCAUUUUCAGUGAAGUGGGCGGCCGCACUGUUUGCCGACUUUUAGUGCGCGAUGCAGCCGGCGAUAGCGAGAGCACCCUGCUCCACGAGACAGCGCCACAGUGGGUUACCGAUGUGGUGAUCGAGAAGAACAUUCCCAAGUUCCUCAAAAUACCGUUCUUCCUUCAGCCCCAUCCGCAAAUGACCAAGCCAGAGCGUACGAAGAAGGAUCGACUAGUGGCUAAUGAAUUUAUUCAAUGCCGCAAGGUUUGCGAGCAUGUUUUGGAGAAGGUACUCAACGCGGAGACUACGCCAAGUGGAGGCAAUGCGAACAAUUCCCUGCAGAAUAGCCAAAGCGAUGCAAACUCGGAGGGAUCCCAACUGCCGGCUGAGGAACGGAUUGAGCUGUGGUGCAAUGAUAGGGUGGUGGACCCGAACAUGGACCUCCGCACUGUACGCCACUUUAUAUGGAAGCAGUCUACCGAUCUUACAUUUCAGUACAAGAACAAGCAGAAUUUCAACUACGACGGUUCGAUCGGGGAUAGUCUGGAGCGCGUGGCGCGCAAGUAUUGAACACUGGUAUGUGAUCUCCCGCCUAACCGCAGCAGUACCGAUGCAUUAUUGAAUGAGAACGAGAUUCAGCAGAUCGAUUAACCAUUUUGUAUGUAUUUAUGCAAUGUAUUUGCGUUCGUCUUCGUAACGUGGACAAAAACAUUCAAGGAGAAUCUGUUCGAACAUUUUCUUUACAUUUAAAAGUGCACCCAAGUGCUUCUGUUUGUUUAUUUCUCGUUAGGAUUUCAUAAAUGUACUUCAGAUUCAGACUUAUAAGAAUUAAGCUUGCGACACACACGUAGAUAAACAUUGCAAGGGAGUAACUACAGACAUACCAUUUAAACGUAUUUGCAUCUGAAGCAUCUAGACCUAGAGGAUUGCGCAUAUAUGUAUGUAAUAUUCACAAUUGUUUCACAUUAGGGUUAUACAUAAUUAUUAUAUACAUAGGUUAUAAGUAUAAGUAAUCUGUUAAAGAUAAAAAAACAAUGCAAAGGCAGUAGUUCAACCUGUAAAACGCUCUAUGCAAGCCAAUUUGUACAUAAGUAACAAGCGAAAAACGAAAACCAGGAUGAAAAAUCAAUUAAAGUUAUUAAAUUAUUUGGAAAUCAA
Molecule: messenger RNA, 2880 nt
Organism: Drosophila ficusphila
Lineage: Eukaryota; Metazoa; Arthropoda; Insecta; Diptera; Drosophilidae
Product: WD repeat-containing protein 48 homolog
Exons: 9
Coding region: 250-2292 (680 amino acids)
Biological process (GO): double-strand break repair via homologous recombination; protein deubiquitination
Molecular function (GO): ubiquitin binding
Source: RefSeq, a predicted model, not a curated record